AACGCAGAUAUUUUUGACACAUCGGUGACGUUUUUUGACAAGCACUCUCUGCGUUUGUGCGAAAUCAGCUGAUUGAGCUGAAUUUAGUACAUGCGUAAAUUGUUGAAUGCUGAAUUUGGUGAAAGGAAAAUUACAAGAAUUAAAAGGUACGUAGAAAAUGUCGAUUUUGUGCUAGUGUUUAAAAACAAUGAAAUCUGUAUCAAUUUAGUUAAGGAACUGCCAUUUGAUGUCAAAAUUGCUUUGAUGAAAGAAAUGAGUUCGACAUAUGGAGAUUGCUCAAAACCGAAAAAAUCCAAAACUUCUGAAGAAAUCGCAUUCACAUCUUACUGGGCACAUUUACCAUCCCUUUUGCUUCAACACAUUUUUGAUCUACUAAGCAAAGAAGACAGGCAAAAUGCAUCCGCUGUUUGCAAACAUUGGAGAGAAAACAGCUUCCACCCAAAGUGGUUUCCUUUCGUGACCUUCAGACUGGAACAAUGUAAUUUGGAAAGGGCUCGUUUCCAAAUAUUCACAUUCGGGAGGAUCACUACGAACGUGAAAAUAAUCAUAAAUUCGUUAUCUUCGGAAUGCGUCGAGGAUUUUAUAUAUUUACUGAGGGAGAUGCAGAAGAACAACAACAUCAAGAGUUUGAUGUUGGAACCGACCCAUUGCAGGCUCGAACUUCCCAUACAACAAAAUGGCAAUAGAUGCAAUGGAGAUUACGAAGAAAUUUUAUCCCUGCUGAAAUCCUGUUUGCCGAGACUCCACAAAUUCAGCAUCGGCUGUCUCGAAGAUUUUUCCAUCCAGCUCGAAGAAAUUUUAGAGAAUUUAAAUCCUUCCACUAUUACUCACCUAGGAUUAGCAUCUGUAAAAGACAUUCCGGUAAAGCAAGGCGGCAGCUACUUCGAUCCUAACUUGAUAAGUCCCUUCACAAAACUAAGAAUUUUAAGCAUAGAUUACGAUCAGUUAUCGGACGAAUUUCUAUCGAAACUAGACGGUGCAACGGAAUUGGAAAGAUUAGUUGUGCACCUGCACGAAAUCCGUCAGAACCAUCCAGGCACGACCAACAACGCUUGGAGCAAUUUCAACAAGAACCACCAAGGCUGUGAGCUCCGAUUGACAGUGAUACACGCUUUCAAAGACAUAGAUAACCUCCACGAGACAGUAUUGAGGCAUAAAAUGCCGCUGUCGCAUCUCAAAGUGUUCUUCUGCGAACAGGUGAAUUUGCAAGUGGUGGAGAACCUGUCGGCGUACGCCGACACGUUGCGCAGCAUCAUAUGGGUGGACUCGCUGAGCAACAGCCAAAAUAGCUGGCUGUUGGUGAAGCCGUGGUUCGACGCGAGUCCCGACCCGUUCGUGUUGACGGCGUGGCUGUGCAAACAUUUGGAAGAGUUCGUCCUGUUCGGGUACAAGUACUGGGAGGAGAAUUUGAUCGCCAUCGGCCGAUUGCGCGGCGAUACGUUGAAGAGAAUGGAAAUCGCCGAAUCGGACGUUCUCUGUUCGUCUCGGCGAACUUUCACAGUCCUGGAUACAAACGACUAUUCGGAGAAACCGUGGAAACCUGUGAAAAGAUCGAAACUGCACCCAGUAGUUCGUAAUCCGACGGGCGGGGAUUCGGAUGAAUAUUUGUUACCACUAGUUUUAGCAGACCUCCACUAGUUAAGUACAACUUACAAAUAAAACUUCAAACAUCUAUUUAACCGAGCACCUAAUUAAAUAUUUUUUUUAUUUUGUUUGCUCUCUUUAAUUCGAUAAACGGUUGCGAGAAUGACGUUCAAAUAAAUAUUGUUUUAUAGGGAGAUUUUUGUACAUGUAGAAGCGAGUAAAUCGACGGUUACAUUUUAAUUAGAUAACAUAUACAAAUACUGCAUUAAAAUAUUAUAUAAAUGUGUCUAAUUUUAUAAGUAGUGUUAAAAAAAUGUUAAAUUAACGCACGUUGCUGUAUCUUAAAUGUUGCCCCAGAUUUGGCGCUUCUGCAGGUCGUGAAUGAACGAUUUAUCAGGAAAAAAAUUAUUGUUUUUUAUAGUAUAUAAUGUGUUAGUUUAAGCUGAAAGAGGUGAUAUAAAAAUACUUUGCACAUUCCAACAAAUAUCCAAACGUGCAAAGUCUGACUAUUUUCGUUGAUAAAUGAAACAGUAGCGAUAAGAAGUUAAACAUCUGUGAUAUUGAAACACUUAAAAAGAAUGAAAAGCAAACGUAACAACGAUCGAUGAGCUCUUUAAAAUAAAAUACGUUGAGAAUUGUCGCCGAUUCGUAACGAUUUCGAACGGUUGUUUGAGGAUAAAACGGAACAAAAAAAUUGCUUUUCUUUUGACCAAAACAUAGGUUAAUAACGCAGCCUAUUCUUAUGAUCUGUUUUUUGUUUUAUUAUAUUUUUUGCGUUGAAUUUUAUAUUUUUAUUUUAAGAACUAUAUGCAAUAUAUCCAAUACAGUUCCUACAAUGUUAAGUAUGUUACAUACAAUGUGUUGAUUAUGUAAUGUUGCAGUAUUUAUGUGUUCAAUGUGUAAGUAAUAACAAGAACAAAUAAAACAAAAUUACGUAGACAAAUGUUCGUUGUGGAGCUGAUUAACAGUCAAAAUAUGUUUACUUUUUAGCCAAUUUUUGUUUUUAUUUAUACCACGUUUUUUAUAUACGCAAAUGAGACUGAUGCGAGUUGUUGUUGAAUUGAAAUUUUAUAGUUUUUAAAAAUUUGUUACCACUGCAAAUUACAUAAUUCAACGAAUAUUCUAUUUCAAAUGCUUAAGAACAUUUAAUGAUAAAUAAUUCUCAAGUUAGUGAUUACACAGUAUUAAAGAUAAAGAGAUUAAACAUGAUAUAUUGAAAAAAUAUUGACCAAAGACCAAUAUAUUCAAGUCAGGUUAAUAAAAAGUUAUGAGAAACUAAUUAUAUUACUUCUUUAGUGCGAAGAAAGAUGAAUCUGUAUCUGUAAUUAUAUAUAAUUCAAAAAAUAUAUAUCUUGUAGGUAGAUAAUAAUGUAGAACUGAUCAUAUAUAUGUAUGUGUUACAUUUUCUUAAUUGAAUGAUCGAUUGUUGAAGAUGAUUUUACGAAGAAUGUACCAAGCACAGUCAUCAUACUUAUCUAGUAUUCAUUCAAUGCCAAUAUUUGUGUAAUUACCACAAUUUUUUUUGCAUUCUUCGUAUAACGAUUUAUUGGAUAUCGUAUACUCGAAUUGUCGAAUAUAACUUAUUUUUCAUCGACAAAAUUGUUAAAGAAUUAUUGCUGAUCGAUCCGAUUUGAGUAUACUUUACAGCGACUGUACGUUUUUUGUUAUGAUUCGAUUAUCAAAACGUCGAAUAAUUUGAAUAUCAACUUUUAUGUGAGUGAAUCAAAGAUUAGUGACAAAAAAUCAUUAAGAUCUUGUACCUGAAUAACAAAGUGAUUGUAACAAAACUUAACCUGCUAUUGUAAUGAGAGAAAAACUAGUCCAAGAUAUUAGUAUUAACAAGAUGUUUUACGAUUGUCAUUUAGUAUGUCUCGUGUGUGUGUCGGAAAUGCAUCCAAUGUGCAGGGUUUCAUUCGGAAUAAUUUGCUAAUUGCACGAAAAUUGUUACGAAACCCACAAACAUUCCUGUAUCGUUAAAUAUACUUUAGAUUCCCAGUUCCUGCGCAUUGGAUGCGAGUUUGUUGCCAUCGAAAUCUGUUGAUGCUCCAUCGGGAUCGCAGAACGAUCAGAGCUACUUAAUUAACACGCGAUCCCCAUUGGAACUUACGUUAAUAUAUCUGUGAUGAAAAGGACUCAUUGUUAACAGCGUACAUAUGUUAAACACACGCUGAUAAAUUGCAAUGUAGGUCUCAAUACGCAGCGCCGAUUCUCUGCUGGUAGCUGAUAUUUUGUACUUUAAGUGCUGCCAAUCGAAUUAAAAAAAAUCAGACAAUAAACAGAUGGGGAAGCAUCAUUACCAGCAUGAAUAUUGAUGUUGUUGUCCAUUUGAACAAUGAAUCGAACUUUGAAUAAAAUUCUUGAACUAGAGGCAAUGUACUUGGUAAUCUCUACCAUUCUCGCGUCGGUUAUGGAAUUAUACGAGACAUUUGUUGGUGGUAGAGGUUACUAAAGGGAUUAGUUCGGUUGUGUUAAAUAAAUUAGGUACCUACUUGUCUGAAUUUUUUACUGUACCAAUACAGAUUGAUUCACUGGGUACGUCGUUAUUUCUCUUGCAUUCAAAUUGAUUGAGUUAUGCAAUUAUGAUGUAAUUAUAGGGAUAUUCUAAAUGUCUUUAAAGAAUUGUUAUACUUUGUGGAAUAGAACAAUCGUCAUUAAAUUGGCAGCCAUUCGUUGUGAAUCAAAAUGUAUUAUAUGUGGUUACGUCGUUUCGUAUAUAUUUUAUUUGAUAUUCUAUUUUUUGGUAAAUUGUAUUUUCGUUUUAAAUUUCACAUUGUCCAUCAAAUGGCCGUAAAUGAUUCAACAUGGAUUUUACAACUGAAUUGAUUCAACCAGGGACAUUAUUAUCCAUUUUUGACAUGUUGAAAUCAAGUAAUGAGUUUAUUUAAAGUAAAUUUAAUGCAUGAUUUGAUUUCGCUUAAAUUUUUUCUCGAAUGUGUAAAUAAGGUAUUUUUUUGGUGUAGUUGUAAACUGUAUUUUAUUGGUUUUCAAAUAUAUAUAAAAAUUACCUAUAUUACGAAUUUAUUCUAUUAGAAAUAUAUGAAUGUAUUUAAAUUUUAGAGUUUUUCUGCAAUUUUAAAUAUAAAGCACGGUUUUUGAAUCAUCAGGCGCAAAUUAUUGCAAUAUUGUUGUUGAAUUGUAACUAUUGCUGUUUUUUAAUAUUUUGAAGCGAUCGGAAAAAUUACAAAAAAAUUAAUUUGGAAAAUUUUUGAUUUGCUUCUAGGAAUUUUAGAGACGAAAUUGUUAUUUAACACUAAUCUGUUAAUAUUCUUUGUUAGAACACAAAUUCAUGUUAGUUUUAUGUUUCAUAUUAAUGUCUUAAAAAUAAAAAUACAAUUCGAUUUGUCGAUUUUAAUUUUAUCCCCAUACUUACCCAUUCCAUUAAUUUGUCGAGGACGUUAAAAAAACAAUAAAAACUAUAAACUAAUUUAAUAUUAUACAUUAUCCAUGAGAUUGUAUUAAAAUUCAAAAACAUUUUACGGAUAUAACAAAUUAUACAAGCAUUUUACAAGGGCUGAACAACCACGAAUAAAACAUAAACUAAAUAUGUAUUAACAGAUAAUGUUCAAAUUUAUAUAAAAAAAAUCACUUAAAUCCCAUAAAAGAACUGGAAACAAACAAGUGACACUUAUUUUAUAUUUGAGGACACAACAUGACAAGUAUGAUUGUAUUUUACGAUGUUUCUCCUAAAAAAUACACUUAUAAAACAGCAUUUCCAAUAAUUACGAAUUAAUUUCUUCGUUAACAUUUCAACCGAGCCCUUAACGCAAGUUAAAAAACAGUUCGUACGUCACAAACGCCCCGGCCAAUCUACAAAUACACUUGUCAUUUACUAAACCUUACUUAAUUCCUAAUGGUACGAUCCGACUUUCAUUUUCUUCGGCCUCCUCUGCUGCAACGAUCCCUCCGCAUCAGACGUGUCCGAUUCGGUCUCGUUAAAUACACUAUCUUUGAUGUCCGCGUCGAGAUUGAACGACCCUGUCGAUUUAGCUUUUUCUAACGUACGAACUAAAAUGUACCUUUUAUAGUCAAUUACGAAACUAACAUCGAUGAAGGGAGGAGAUUGCUUCGAAAUGAAAUACAUGUGUAAUGAUUGAUCAUUUUUUGGGCGUAUUAAUAAGCUACAAAUUAGAGAGUUCUAUUCGGUUUAAGCAAGAGAUAUAUUUUGAGUUAAUUAUGUUCUCUGUCAGACAAAAACAGCAUAGUCUUACUUUGAGCUUCGAGCAAGGUAUUCUGCCUCUUCAGAUCUUCGAUGUCUUGUUGGUGCGAGCUGUUCUUUUUCCUCAUGAAGAGGAUGUACUCGGCGGCUUUCUUCAAAAUCUGUGCUCUACUCG
Molecule: messenger RNA, 5915 nt
Organism: Phyllotreta striolata
Lineage: Eukaryota; Metazoa; Arthropoda; Insecta; Coleoptera; Chrysomelidae
Source: the annotation of a GenBank genome assembly